AUGCGGCGACGGCGUGGGGAAUGGCUAUUGUUGUCGAUGUUACCUUGCUUGGUUUUGGCGCAAUCCGGCUACGAUGCACAACCAAUUGGCCGAUUCAGUGCUGAAGACAACGUCGGUCACUUCCAGCCGCCAUCGCCACCCAGACCAGUUCCUCGAGGCUAUCAGCCCCCACCAUCUCCCCUGAUGUUCCAAGCCCCUCGAAGUCGGUUCAAUUCCGCGGAACCUCCCCAAAACAUAUAUGCCAUUCCCAACUACCGUAAACCACCAACACCAGUCAUGGCUCCUCAGUCUGUCGUACGAUAUGUGGGUUCACGACAAAAUGUUAGAGUCGUUGGGAACGAGAAUAAACAAUCUGCACCACCAGCACUAGCGCCACCAGUUGGCUUUGUGGAAGGAUGGAGUGAUCAGCAGAUCAAACCUCCGGCACUGCCCGUACCACAACCAUCAAACCCUUCACGACUAAUCUACACACCACAGGUAACAGCUCAUCGAGAUCGUGGUCCACCAGCUGCUCGACCGCAGGAGCAGCGACAAGUCCAAGUCAAAGUUCAGCCGGCUGUUUCGAGCACUGAAGAGAAUCCGCCCGAUGUUCUGAAUAACAUCAUCGUACACAUCUACCUCAAUGCAAAGGGAAAACAAAGCCAUACGGUAGCUACCUCAGGCCCCAUUAAAGGACUUUUUGGCAUUGGCACUUCUCAUGGAGGUCCAGGAACGCACACAAACCCAAUUGUGAUCAAGAAAGAAUUUGAUCGCGACACUUUGGAAUUUGUUGAGGAGGAAAAUGCCAAGCUCCGUAUGCGCGAUGGUCCAUCCAACAUUGUCGAGGUACAAGCGAUGGUCUCCACGCCUGAUCGAAAGAUUGAAAAUACUCUGAACAAAGCUGUAAAUACUGAAUUGAAUAGAGCAAUUCCCAUGGUGAUGAACAGGAUGCGAGGUCCGAUGCAAAAUCUGGACGACGAGCUGAGAAAAGAGUUGGAACAAGCUUUGGUGGACGAGUUGGCAAAGAAUUUGGGAGAGACUAUUGAUAACAUGGGUCCGAGUCCAAGCGAUGAGGAUUUGGGAGCAUUAAUCGAAGAGGGUUUUAACGAGAUCAACAAGGAUCUGACGUCUUCCACCACCACAACAACUCAGCGCUCAACGACUACCAAGCAGACAACAACGCGCAGGACAACUCGUCCAGUUGCGAUCAUAACUGCUCCUUCACCCGAUAGGGAGAUACCACCUCCACCAGCGCCCGAAACCACCUCAAGGACCCAACCACCACGCACAUCCCGGAUAACUACCACUAAAGCCCCGUCCACAACUACAGUAUCCCCAACACCGACGGUUCCUUGGUGGUGGACGAUGUGGACGAAAACAACUACUCCGCGCACGACGAACAAAGUUCCCACCACGACCGAGGCUCCCACUACGAUUACAGUACGCUGGUGGAGGAACACCACGACCGAAGCUCCCGCCACGACCACUAUGCCAUGGUGGAGGACGCAUCGGGUGUCUACCACAAAGCCGAGUACUCCGUCAACGAUAGCGGCAGAAGUGACGACUAGCACAACUCGUCCGAGUACCACUGCGCGAACUCGCUCUACCACAACUUCAAGGAGGACAACUGCUACGAGCACUUCAAGAGGCACGACUGAAAGUCCCACAAGAGCCACUACCACAGAAGCUGCAUCUCCUAGUACAACUACCAUACCAUGGUGGCGAACCCAUCGCAUAACUUCUACAACACCCGGAACUUCAUCGACAACCGAAAAGGUGACAACAAGCACACAUCGGGUGCCGACAACUACUACAAAAGUGUUCAUGACGACCUCUACAGUUCCUAACAGGUGGAAGACCACCGAAGUCGCUCUCAAGGUCCCCGGAGUGAAGAGCCCACCAGAGUUCAACGAAGAUGAAACUCCCGAAACAACAGAGAAGGCUACACCUGCUUGGCCUGUACCAUCAAUAGACGAAGAAUCCGAAAAAGACCAAGAAAGGAUCGCACCAUUUAGACCUACAAGACCUUCACAUCCCAAAUGGACAGGACAAGUUGCUCCUGCCAGAAAAUCCGAGGAGGAGCAAGAAGAGGAGGAGCCAAAAUUUGUCACAUCACGACCGAUUCACAUAGUGUCGCUGGAUGAAAGUGCUGAGACAGUAACAACUACCACGCAACGUGGCACUACUAUGGGCCGACGUGUCACUUCCAAACCUUCUCCUCCUCCGGCUUCGGGUGAGGCCACACAAACUCCUAUAUUUGACGAGUCUGCCUUUGAAAAAGGCACCACCACAACUAGAAAGACUGUACCACCUACACUUCUGACGGCAGAACCGGAGCCGACAGUUACCGUACCUACACCGGCCUUCACUGAAAGCCCACCUACAGUAACCACCACAAGGCUCUUCAGAAUCCAGAAUAGAACAUCGACAACAAGUAGCACAACAGUUACAUUUGGCACUUUGCCGACUGAAACAGAAGAGCCAGAGGAGGAGGAAGAGCACGUGGUAGUGAAAGGACGUCCAACGAACUUUGGCGAUCAAAACAUGAUGAAGGCGGACAUCGAAAAGGUCAUGCUAGAAGAAACGUUUACGGAAGAUAUGGUGGUUGUCACGACGAGUUCUGCAACCACUGCGGAACUUCCGACGCUACUUCCUAGACUCCCGGAGGACUUCGAAAGUACAGCAGUAUCGCCACCAGUACCAUCUGUUGCUCCAACAGAAAUAGAACCUUUAAGCAUGGAAACAAGCGAAGUUGAUGUGACGAGUUCCGCAACCACUACGGAAGUUCCGACUCUACCUGCUAGACUUCCGGAGGACUUCGAGAGUACGGCAGUAUCACCAGCUGAACUUCCCAUUAUACCUACAAGGACGGAGCCCUCGAGCAUGAAGACAACCGAGACUGAAGUGUUCCCGGAAGAAGUGAUUUCGACAACCACAGAGGCACCUCCUUUCGAAUUUUCUCCGGGAGUAUUAGAACCAGAUGUCAUGCAUCGGCAGCCAUCUGUGCCAGAAACCACAACGCAGAUGGAAAUAACGAGCUCAGUGCAACUCCCUUCGGUUGAAGUGCAACCUAUCCCGGGCUCAAUAGCAAUGCCAAAAGGGUCUUGCCCGACUCCGAAUGAUCACUCAGACAAGAAUCGAACAGAUGUGCUUUUCUUGCUAGAUUCAUCUAAUUCUUACAACGAACAGAAGUUCAUGCAUGCCAUACAACUGCUCAUGGAUACCGUAAAGCAUUUCAGAAACAUUGGGCCUAAUGGAACUCAGAUCUCUCUCGUCCAAUACAAUACAGAACCUUACCUCGAAUUCUCACUCAGAAAACAUAACUGCAGACAGUGGCUCAUCGAUGAUAUUGCUGAUACUGAUUAUAUGCAGGGUGGCAGUAUGCUAGGAAAAGCUGUGGAGAAGGUGUCGCGUUUUGCGUUUACGAAAAAUCGGGGCGAUAGACCUGAUGCUGAAAAUGUGCUUGUGGUGCUGACAGAUGGACAGUCGGAUGAUAAAAUUCAGGAGCCUGUUGAGAUAGCCAAGAAGAACAAUGUGACUGUAUUGGUAAUUGCGACCGUAGAGGCAAACCCCAAUUACAUUAUGGAACUUGCAGGAAAUAUGGACAACGUGUUCCGCUUCCAUACAGAUCCACAUAAAAGGCUUUCACAAAAACUUGCUGAGCGGAUAAUGUCCUUGUCUUCUGCCGCAACACUGUCAGUAGCUCCCGCAACUGCUACACAACCUACCCCAACGACAACGAUGCGAAUUCUCGGACCUCAUGAGAUGUUCACAAUAUCUAUGCCAAAACUAGAUAGCAACGCUGUUGCACAGGAAACAGUUGACGAAGGACUACAAACUGGUACCGGCCAUCAUCUACCACCUUCGUCACCUAUCGUGCCAACCGUUUCUACACUCCCAUGGAGGGGAAAUGAACCAGAAGGUUUUGUGCAUUUAGAGUGCUCACAUCUUGGCUUUAAGAUCAAAUUCAAUCUUCCUGGCGAUUUCAGCGGCGUAGCUCAAGUGAAAGGACAAGAAGAUAGGGAGGAGUGUCGGAAGGAAAUCCGACCCACAGAGGGUUCCUCCAAUUCAUCGACUGAACUUUUCGUCGCUACGAAAACUUGUGGUGUGACACGAGUGAAAUCAAUAGAGCCACCUGGUCAGAAUUACUCUCUCAUUCUUCUCCUAGCUCAUCAUGGAUCCCUUGUGACUGAAAGAGACAGAGCUUAUCUGCUACAGUGCUUCAUAGGAAAACCUACUGUCGAUGCAGAACUGUCCGCUGAUCUAACAGUAAUGAAAGGGGAACUUAUGAUUGCCGAAACAAUCACCUUGACUUCUGUACCUCCAACUUGCUCCUAUUCGAUACGAAAAGACUCUCCCGAUGGGCCAACCGUCAAAACUGCCAUCGUAGGCGAAACGGUUUAUCAUCGAUGGGAUUGCGAUGGUGGUGAAGAGGCCAAUCAUGUGUACGGUAUACAGAUCCAUAGCUGUUAUGCAAGUGACGAUAUUGAUAUGAAGUUCCCAAUAGUCGAUAAGAAAGGGUGUUCAUCAGACUUGGCUUUGCUAUCGGAUCCGAAAUAUAUGGACGACCGCUUAUCGGCGUACGCUGAAAGCAAAGCAUUCGCGUUCCAAAAAGCGGAAUCACUCAAAUUUGUCUGCAAACUCAGCUUAUGUACAAGGGACGGGGAUGGCUGCGAAGGUGUUACGCCCCCUACCUGUGGCGGAAGCUCUCCAGAUCUUCUAAUCACUCGCCGGUUACGACACCAGAAUGUCCUAGAAGGAGCUUUGAGCUCUGCGCUUUCCACCAAAGUCGACGUAACCUCCGAACGACCGCCUUUGAGCCGGGUAGUAGAUGUUCUUUCAUCGAAAGGCUCUCUGAUACUGCUAGCUGUGCUAGUUGUCGCCGCUAUUUUGGGUUCUGUGCUACUGGCUCGAUAUGUACGACAUCCGGUAGAUGCCACCACGAUAUGUUCCGAUCCAGAAACGCUCAUGUCAUCGCCCACAUCUCCUAUUCCACCCUCAGAAACAGCUAACACCUUACCACGGCCAACUUCUUUUGUUGAAUCCUCACACGCAGAAGCAAAUCAACGGCUGGCUGAGUUUAUGAGGAGUUUUGAUCGGUCGAGAUACGUAUAG
Cylicocyclus nassatus is the source of this 5094-nucleotide messenger RNA. The record is from the annotation of a GenBank genome assembly. Lineage: Eukaryota; Metazoa; Nematoda; Chromadorea; Rhabditida; Strongylidae.